Messenger RNA from Paraphaeosphaeria sporulosa, 2133 nucleotides. Its product is annotated as glucose-methanol-choline oxidoreductase-like protein. Gene Ontology annotation, molecular function: flavin adenine dinucleotide binding; oxidoreductase activity, acting on CH-OH group of donors. The transcript is spliced from 3 exons. The coding region runs from base 115 to 2049 and encodes 644 amino acids. The record is from RefSeq and is a predicted model, not a curated record. Gene Ontology annotation, biological process: secondary metabolite biosynthetic process. Lineage: Eukaryota; Fungi; Ascomycota; Dothideomycetes; Pleosporales; Didymosphaeriaceae.
AACCCCGCCGUGGCAGAGCAGGUUUAAGAGCAAUAAUAUCGCCAAUUCAGCUUGGUCUUGGUUGAGUCAUUUCAUUCUGCCUUUGUAUCUGCACAACAUUUUCCCUCUGAGAAGAUGCCUUCUCGACAACAAUUGACCCUCGCAUUAACAUUUUUUCUUGCUUCAACCCAAGCAUGGCCAGCAUACCCAUUCACUAAGCGGCAGUCCUCCGACAGCCCAGCGGCACAAUCUUCGGACUCCACAUUCAAAGAAGAAUAUGAUUUUGUCAUCGCCGGAGGUGGCACCGCCGGCCUGACACUGGCCAAUCGACUGACAGAAUCGGGAAGAUUCUCCGUGCUCGUUCUGGAAGCUGGUUUCAAUCCCGAAGUAGUCGAGGCCUACGCUACUCCAGGUGGAAAUCAAUUCCUAAAGGGAAGCGCAGUCGACUGGGGUUUCGUCACGACACCACAAGAACACCUUGGCGGUCGUACUCUACAGUAUUUGCGUGGAAAAGCGCUUGGAGGCUCAAGCGUUACCAACGGGCUGUAUUACGCCCGCGGAUCUGCCGAGGUGUAUGACCGCUGGGUUGAGCUGGGGAACCCUGGAUGGGGCUGGGAGGACAUAUACCCAUUGUUCCGCAAAUCCACGAAAAUCAACCCGCCGAACUUGGGUCAGCUCUCUGAAUUCAGCCAAGAAUACAAGACCUGGGACGAGUCUGCAUACGGUGGUGGGCCUUUGGAGUUGGGUUUCCAAGGAUACGUGACAGAUUCCACCAACGACUUUGUCGUCGCCUGCUCGGAAGCAGCUGAUAUUCCAAUUGUCGAUGAUCUCAACCUUGGUGUUGGCCAAGGUGUCAAACUAGGCACCACAACCACGAACUCAGUUCUCCGGAGGUCAUCUAGUUAUGACAGCUUCUACCAACAAGCGCGGAAUCGCACCAAUCUGCGUGUGCUAUACAAUGCGCCAGUAACUGGAAUUGCAUUCAGCAGUGUUGAAGGCGGAAACACAACCUACGGCAACGCUACAAGACCAAGAGCCCUCGGAGUGAGCUACAUCGAACAGUCCGCAGGAUUCGUGAGGCAAGCACGGGCCCGAAAGGAGGUGAUCGUCAGUAUGGGUGCGUUCCACACACCUCAACUUUUGAUGGUCUCUGGUAUCGGGCCGUCUGCAGAGUUGGAGAAGGUCGGAGUAUCGCCAGUGCAUAUCAACGAGAACGUAGGCCAGCACCUGGACGACCAUUCGGUAUUUUCGAUAAUGGCUCGUGCCCAAACCAAUGCUUCGACGACAAGCAUGUCCUCCAGCCCGGACAACCUCCAGGCUGCCCAGACAGAGUUUUUCACCAACUUGACGGGUCCAUACACAGCACCCUCGGGUGUCACCAACGGCUUCAAGAAACUUUCGGUCGAGGAGCUCCAAUCCAUCGGGGCUCAGGCUGUGAUAGACGCCGGAUUGGCAAAUCAGUCACACAUCGAGUUUCUCUUCGAGACAGUCUGGUAUCCUUGGAUCCCGACGCCCUACUACACAGCGCUGCCGAACGAGUCAUACAUCAGUGUAACCGCAAGUUCGAUGGUGCAGCUGAGCCGCGGCAACAUCACGCUCCGGUCGAACUCGAUGAGCGAUGCGCCAUUGAUAAACCCCAACUAUUACGCCGACGAGACGGACGGCAUCAUGGGAGUUCACUCUUUCCGCUACCUCCGUGAUAUACUCCGUCAUCCAUCUCUUUCCCAGUAUACCAUCGGAGACAACGCCGGCGAAGUUUCACCAGGCCCGGAAGUUGCUGAUGAUGACGAUGACGCGAUUCUGCAGUACAUCAAGAACAACACGAUGCCGAAUUGGCAUGCUUCGGGCACAGCGCGUAUGCGCCCGGAAGCAGAUGGUGGUGUUGUCGACUCUCGUCUGAAGGUAUACGGUGUCGAUGGACUUCGUGUGAUUGACUGCUCGAUCAUCCCGGUGCUGCCCGAUGCGAAUAUUCUCGCAUCGGUCUAUAUGGUGGCAGAGAAGGGCGCAGAGUUGAUCAAGGAGGACUGGGAAGAUGUAGGGUACGAGCGAAGGAUGAAGCGGAGCGCUUGAGCAACCAUAUGCAUCGCAAAGUACCAAGCCCUGGUAGAAGGGGAGCACUUAAUGUAUGCAGUGUCCGAUUGUUUUUUUAUUGCC